AUGACAGAUGUUCAAACAACCCAAUUAAAGACCGUAAAGGACACCAAUAUAGAAUGUAAAGAAUCACCGUUCUAUGGGCGAUGUCGUGAUGUUGAGGAUUUUGAAAAACUGAAUCGAGUGGGUGAAGGCACUUAUGGUGUUGUUUAUCGAGUAAAAGAUACAAAGACAAAGCAAAUUGUUGCCUUGAAGAAGAUAAGAAUGGAAAGAGAAACUGAUGGAAUGCCAAUUAGCAGUUUGAGAGAAAUAAGCAUAUUAAAACGAAUGAAGCAUCCCAACAUUGUCAAUGUCAUCGAUGUUGCAGUAGGACCACGCUUAGAGUCAAUCUAUCUCGUGAUGGAAUAUUGUGAACAGGACUUAGGAACACUAUUAGAUAUGGUUACUAUACCCUACACAGCAUCAGAAAUAAAAUGCUUAAUGCUUCAACUAUUGCGAGGUCUCGAAUACUGUCACAGCCAUUCCAUCAUUCAUCGAGACUUGAAAAUGUCCAACCUUUUACUCACAUCCAGUGGUAUCUUAAAAAUAGCUGACUUUGGACUAGCCAGAACCUUCAGCUUACCUAGUAAACCAAUGACACCUAACGUUGUCACUCUUUGGUACAGAGCACCCGAAGUGCUCUUGGGUGAUACACAUUACACACCUGCUAUUGAUCUGUGGUCAGCGGGCUGUAUCAUGGGCGAACUGAUGCAACAUAAACCAUUGUUACCAGGCAACACAGAUCAAGAGCAACUGGAUUAUAUUAUCAAAUUGUUGGGUACACCUAGUGAGACUAUCUGGCCUGGGUUCAAUAAGCUUCCAGGAACGAAAUUAUUAAAGUUUCAAAAUCAAACGUUUGAUAGCAUCAAGAGUGUCUUUCCUCGAUUUUCUGAGAAUACUCAAGGCUUACUGGCCGGACUGUUGACAUACAAUCCAAAGGCUAGACUCACCGUGAGGCAGGCAUUAAAUCAUCCUUAUUUCCAAGAGUCGCCCAGAGGUAAGGAUAAUAAUAUAUUACAAAAAUCUUAUGCUUGA
Rhizopus microsporus ATCC 52813 is the source of this 1008-nucleotide messenger RNA. Its product is annotated as cell division protein kinase 10. Gene Ontology annotation, cellular component: nucleus. Gene Ontology annotation, molecular function: cyclin-dependent protein serine/threonine kinase activity; ATP binding. The transcript is spliced from 4 exons. Gene Ontology annotation, biological process: regulation of mitotic cell cycle; protein phosphorylation. Lineage: Eukaryota; Fungi; Mucoromycota; Mucoromycetes; Mucorales; Rhizopodaceae. The record is from RefSeq and is a predicted model, not a curated record. The coding region runs from base 1 to 1008 and encodes 335 amino acids.